UGAUUCAUUUCGAAAAGAAUAGGUCCCAGUUAUUUGUAUCCAUAGGUGUUCUUACUGCGCGCCGGUGGCAAUUAUAACGCUAAUCUUUAGCGUUAGAUUAUUUUGUUAACCAUAUUUAAUGGGAUUUUACUCGGAUAAGUCAUAGUAUUAUCAGACGCUGGGGUUUAUUUUACACUUAACAACAGGUUCCUGUGUAUUUCGGGAUGUCUUACCCUCCUCCGCUCAAUCGCCAGCAGAUUGGCAUCCCGCAGUUACCUCCCAGGAUCCCACCUCCUCAGUAUGCGGGAUUCGCCCCGGGUGUCCCGCCAGGUACUCCGAUGAUCCCGGUUCAUAUGGGUGUCGUUACCCCUACAACCACAGUUCUGGUCCCGACAACAGUCUCUGUAACACAUAAGCCGAUGCUUCCAAAGAAGGAGCCCAACGUCAGAGCAAAGGACACAGACGACUGCAGUGGCCCCACCACCACUGUUUUUGUGGGGAACAUCUCUGAAAAAGCAUCUGACAUGUUAGUCAGACAGCUUCUAGCGAAAUGUGGUAUUGUUCUUAGCUGGAAAAGGGUUCAAGGUGCCUCUGGGAAGCUUCAAGCUUUUGGAUUCUGUGAGUACAAGGAGCCUGAAUCCACACUACGGGCCCUCAGACUUCUGCACGAGUUGCUCCUGGGUGAUAAGAAGCUGCUGGUGAAGGUAGAUGCCAAGACCAAGGCCCAGCUCGACGAGUGGAAGGCAAAGAGGCGCAGUGCCAAUGGGGAGGCCAGUGAUGGGUCUAAGAACGGGGAAGACGACGACGAUGAGGAGGAGGUUGUUGAUGAAGAGACUCUGCGUCGUGAUCAGGUUGUGAAGGGCGCAAUAGAAGUCCUCAUCCGAGAGUAUGCUAGUGAGCUCAAUGCUCCCUCACAGGACCCUGACAGUCAACCUCGCAACAAGAAGCGGAAGGAGAAGAAAGAGGAGGAGGAUAUCAAUGCCAUGGAGAUGGAGGAUGACAAGAGAGACCUGAUUUCCAGAGAGAUCAGUAAAUUCCGGGACACGCACAAGAAACUUGAGGAGGAAAAAGGCAAGAAAGAAAAGGAGCGACUGGAGGUCGAGAGGGAGAGGAGAGAAAGGGACAAGGAGCGGGAGCGUGAGAGGGAACGCCGCGAUCGCGAGAAAGAGAAGGAGAGGGAGAGAGAGAGAGACAAGGAGCGGGAAAGAGACAGAGACAGAGACCGGGACCGCGAGCGGGAGAGGGAUCGGGAGCGGGAGAGGACGAAGGAGCGAGAAAGGGAGCGUGAAAGGGAGAGGAGUCGAGACGUCAGUGAAGGUCGAAGCAGAUCGAGAGAGAGGACUAGAGAAGAAAAAAAACGAGACCGCGAGGAAGACGAGGAGGACGUUUAUGAACGAAGGAGACUCGAGAGGAGGCUUAGAGACAAGGAGGCGGCCUACCAAGAGCGCCUGAAAAACUGGGAGAUCCGUGAGAGGAAGAAGGCUCGUGACUACAGCAAAGAGACUGAGCGGGAGGAUGAGAGGCGUCGGGAAAUGAUGAAAGAAGCCAAAAGGCUGAAAGAAUUCCUUGAAGAUUAUGACGAUGACCGAGACGACCCAAAAUACUACAGGGGCAGCGCUUUGCAGAAGCGGCUCCGUGACCGGGAAAAGGAAACGGAAUUGGACGAGCGCGACCGGAAGAGGGAGAAGGAGGAGCUGGAGGAGAUCAGACAGAGGCUUCUGGCUGAAGGUCACCCUGACCCCGAUGCCGAGCUGCAGAGGAUGGAGGAGGAGGCAGAGCGCAGACGGCAGCCUCCUCUGAAACUCGAACCCGAAGAGGACGUGAGCCAGGAGAAGGCUCACAAGGAACGGGAACGAGAACGAGAGCGGGAACGAGAGCGGGAACGAGAGCGGGAACGAGAGCGGGAACGGGAACGGGAGCGGGAACGAGAACGGGAUCGGGAACGGGAACGAGAACGGGAUCGAGAACGAGAACGGGAUCGUGAUCGAGAACGAGACCGGGACCGCGACCGGGAGAAGAGAGGGUCAGGGAGACCCGCUGAGCCGAUGCCUCGGGUCCCCCAGCAGCACUCAGAGGAUGACGAGGAGGAUGUUGGCGAGGAGGAAGACUACCGUGAUGGCGAGGACUCGCAAGAGACCAAGCCGCCGCUCAAACCCAUCAUCACCAUUGCCCCAUCAGUGUCCUCCGCCAGUGGGAACGCGACUCCAAACACACCUGGCAACGAUUCUCCCUGCGGCAUCAUCAUUCCCGGUGAAAACACCCCCGAGGUCCAACCCCUGGAGGAGCAUCGGCCCAAGAUUGGCCUUAGUCUCAAACUGGGUGCCACCAACAGUCCCAGCCAGCUCAGCAUCGGAAAGCGGAAGAAGCUGCCGACCGGAAAAAGUGUCUUCAACCAGUUCGACCAUGAGGAGGCCGACGAGCAGCCUCGCAAGAGGAAACUUGUCCCUCUGGACUAUGGCGAUGACGACAAGAGCCUGGGGCUGGAUGGGGCAGAAAUGCCAGGGGCCAAAGGUAGCGUCAACACAGAAGAGAAACGCAAGCACAUAAAGAGCCUUAUCGAGAAGAUCCCCACGGCCAGGCCGGAGCUCUUCACCUAUCCUCUGGACUGGACCAUGGUUGACUCGACCCUGAUGGAUCGUCGCAUUAAACCAUGGAUAAAUAAGAAGAUUAUAGAGUAUAUCGGCGAGGAAGAAGCUACACUGGUUGAUUUUGUCUGUUCAAAGGUGAUGGCACAUAGCACCCCUCAGGGUAUUCUUGAUGAUGUUGCCAUGGUUCUUGACGAAGAAGCAGAAGUCUUCAUAGUAAAGAUGUGGAGGCUGUUGAUAUAUGAAACUGAAGCAAAGAAGAUCGGUCUGGUGAAAUAAAGAUGACGUGUCUCUCCGUCUGACUUCCUAAGAUCACAGUUCUGUCAGCCACAGUUUUUUGGUCCAGCAGACUUUAAACAACGUGCCCAUACACCCUUCAUUCCAUCAGCAAGGAGCUGCUGCUGCUGCUGCUGUGUGUGUGUGUGUGUGUGUGUGUGUGUGUGGUCUGAGCUGUGAACAGAAAGGGCACAAACAUAUUGCAUGAUAAAACUUUGGUUGUUUUUUUUGUCCUUUUGUUUAUGCUGUUCAGGCAAAAAAUGGUUGCAAUCCACCCACCUGUUCCACAAAAUGGAUUCAGUCUUUGAUUUACUGUUGUCAUGUUGAGGCACUGCUCCAUUGUGUUAACUAAUAAAUAUGCUUUUUUUUAAUAAAA
Molecule: messenger RNA, 3216 nt
Organism: Pungitius pungitius (ninespine stickleback)
Lineage: Eukaryota; Metazoa; Chordata; Actinopteri; Perciformes; Gasterosteidae
Product: RNA-binding protein 25-like
Exons: 18
Coding region: 204-2843 (879 amino acids)
Biological process (GO): mRNA processing; regulation of alternative mRNA splicing, via spliceosome
Cellular component (GO): spliceosomal complex
Molecular function (GO): mRNA binding
Source: RefSeq, a predicted model, not a curated record